AUUCGGGCAGCACUGCUCCGGGUGGCGCGCGGGAGAGCUGCCAGGCUGACGGAGAGGCCGGCCCGAGUGGGGGCCGCUCCGUCGCCGCCGCCGCCGCCGCCGCUGUGAUGCGGAGCCGGUGCUGCGCCGGGCGGUGGAGUCAGAGCCCGGGCGCGGGAGCACGAGCUGCAAGAUCAGCACCAGCGGCUCCGCCACCUGCACCAGCUCCCGGGCCCCGCGCUGCGCUCUCCGCCCCGCCGCACUCGGGGCCGUCGCCCCGCGCUCUCUAUGGAUGUCAAGGCGGCCCCCAACGGGGUGGCCACUAUCGAGGACCGGAUCCUGCGGAUCACCGGCUACUAUGGCUAUUAUCCAGGUUACUCCAGCCAGAAAAGUACCUCCAGAUCAUCAGUCACUCGAUGUAAACCAGGAGCCAACUGCCCCAGUUCACACAGUGGCAUCAGUAGACAACUGUCCCCACUGUCUGUCACCGAAGAUUCCUCUGCUCCUAUUCUUGAACUUCAAAACCGAGGAUCCUCAGGAGUUUGUGGACACAGAGUUGAGAGACAGAACAGAUCAGCAGACGAUGGGACACAGACUCAUUCUGAGAACAGCAGCCAAGAAAACAGAAUCAAGGCUCGCUGCCUGUCCUGCACGUCCAUGGUUCUGAAGGGCAUCUGGGGACUCUUGAUCAUCUUGUCAGUAUCAUCAUCUUGGGUUGGAACUACACAGAUUGUAAAAAUUACUUAUAAGAACUUCUAUUGCCCAUUUUUCAUGACUUGGUUUUCAACAAACUGGAACAUUAUGUUUUUCCCAGUCUAUUAUUCUGGUCAUCUAGCCACUGCUCAAGAAAAGCAAUCUCCAAUGAAAAAAUUCAGGGAAUGCAGUCGGAUUUUUGGUGAAGAUGGUCUGACGCUGAAACUCUUUCUUAAAAGAACUGCUCCCUUUUCUAUUCUAUGGACUUUGACUAAUUACCUUUAUUUACUGGCUUUAAAGAAGCUGACGGCCACGGAUGUCUCCGCUCUGUUCUGUUGUAACAAAGCCUUUGUCUUCUUGCUGUCAUGGAUUGUGCUGAAAGACAGGUUCAUGGGAGUGAGGAUAGUUGCUGCAAUAAUGGCAAUUACCGGCAUUGUCAUGAUGGCAUAUGCAGAUAAUUUCCACGCUGAUUCCAUCAUAGGAGUGGCAUUUGCGGUGGGCUCAGCCUCUACAUCUGCAUUAUAUAAGGUCUUGUUUAAAAUGUUUCUUGGAAGUGCCAACUUUGGGGAAGCUGCACACUUUGUCUCCACCUUGGGUUUCUUCAAUUUGAUCUUCAUCUCCUUCACCCCAGUCAUCUUGUAUUUCACCAAGGUGGAGCACUGGUCCUCUUUUGCAGCUCUGCCAUGGGGCUGUCUCUGUGGGAUGGCAGGGCUGUGGCUGGCCUUCAACAUCCUGGUGAAUGUUGGGGUGGUGCUGACAUACCCAAUCCUAAUCUCCAUUGGGACAGUGCUCAGCGUUCCUGGAAAUGCAGCUGUGGAUCUCCUAAAGCAGGAGGUGAUAUUCAAUGUUGUCCGCCUGGCUGCUACCAUCAUCAUCUGCAUUGGGUUUCUGCUGAUGCUGUUGCCUGAGGAAUGGGAUGAAAUCACCCUGAGGUUCAUCAACAGCCUGAAGGAAAAGAAGAGUGAGGAGCAUGUGGAUGAUGUGACUGAUCCCAGCAUACACCUGCGGGGCAGAGGCAGAGCCAAUGGGACAGUGUCUAUACCACUGGCUUAGAGAGGGACAUAUUUUGAAUGCACGUGUAUGUAUAUUCUGUGAAUAUAACAAAAUUUUCUCACUACCUGUACACUCAAACGACAGUAUUAACUCUGAAUUUGGAUAAAUCAUAUGUGAAAUAAUGCCAACAAUAAAAGUUUACAUUUAUAUGCUUAUCAAGGAAUUGGUGUAAAUAAUCAUAAUAGUUUUUUUAUUAAAACAUAUUUGUCCUUGUUCUGUUUUCUGAUUUUUUUAAAUUCCCCCUCCCCCAACUCACA
Messenger RNA from Gorilla gorilla gorilla (western lowland gorilla), 1982 nucleotides. It is a transcript of the gene SLC35F4, whose product is annotated as solute carrier family 35 member F4. Gene Ontology annotation, cellular component: membrane. The transcript has 8 exons. The record is from RefSeq and is a predicted model, not a curated record. Bases 268 to 1725 code for a protein of 485 amino acids. NCBI's taxonomy places the organism in Eukaryota, Metazoa, Chordata, Mammalia, Primates, Hominidae.